Messenger RNA from Prunus armeniaca (apricot), 876 nucleotides. The record is from the annotation of a GenBank genome assembly. NCBI's taxonomy places the organism in Eukaryota, Viridiplantae, Streptophyta, Magnoliopsida, Rosales, Rosaceae.
AUGGGCAAUUCUUGCUUUGGCCUUUUUACCUGCAUAGACCAAGCAAGCGUAGGCGUCUUGGAGAGGUGGGGUCGGUUCGAGAAGCUGGCCGAACCCGGUUUCCAUCUCCUGAACCCGUGCGCUGGUCAAUGGGUCGCCGGUGUCCUCUCCACCAGGAUUUCCUCUCUCGAUGUCCGCAUCGAGACCAAAACCAAGGAUAAUGUGUUUGUGCAAUUAGUGUGUUCCAUUCAAUACCGGGUGGUGAGACAGAAUGCUGAUGAUGCUUUUUAUGAGUUGCAAAACCCCAAAGAGCAGAUUCAAGCUUAUGUCUUUGAUGUGGUUAGAGCUCUGGUGCCGAGAAUGACAUUGGAUGACCUCUUUGAACAGAAGGGUGAGGUUGCUAAAGCUGUCUUGGAGGAACUUGAGAAGGUUAUGAGAGAAUAUGGAUACAGCAUAGAGCACAUACUGAUGGUUGACAUUAUACCGGAUGCCUCUGUGCGCAAGGCAAUGAAUGAGAUUAAUGCAGCUCAAAGGCUCCAGCUUGCUAAUGUAUACAAAGGAGAGGCAGAGAAGGUGCUUCAGGUGAAAAGGGCAGAAGCUGAAGCUGAGGCCAAGUACCUUGGAGGAGUUGGUGUUGCCAGGCAGAGGCAGGCAAUCACUGAUGGGUUAAGAGAGAACAUCUUGAAUUUCUCAGGCAAGGUGGAAGGAACCUCAGCGAAGGAGGUGAUGGAUCUGAUCAUGAUCACUCAGUACUUUGACACAAUUAAAGACCUUGGCAACAACUCAAAGAACACUACUGUUUUUAUACCCCAUGGUCCUGGUCACGUCAGAGACAUUGGUGAUCAGAUACGCAAUGGACAACUGGAGGCAGCUAGUGCUCAAGUAAAUGGCGAGUAA